This is a messenger RNA of Pararge aegeria (speckled wood butterfly), 4381 nucleotides long. It is a transcript of the gene Ranbp21, whose product is annotated as exportin-5. Gene Ontology annotation, biological process: protein export from nucleus; RNA export from nucleus. The record is from RefSeq and is a predicted model, not a curated record. NCBI's taxonomy places the organism in Eukaryota, Metazoa, Arthropoda, Insecta, Lepidoptera, Nymphalidae. Gene Ontology annotation, cellular component: nucleus; RNA nuclear export complex; cytoplasm. Gene Ontology annotation, molecular function: nuclear export signal receptor activity; RNA binding; small GTPase binding. Bases 272 to 3868 code for a protein of 1198 amino acids. The transcript has 21 exons.
UUUCAAUCUUAAAUUUAUAUUUUUAUGUCUAGAUCUUAAGUUAUUAAACAGUUUAAUAUGUUAAUAUUCUAAAAUAUGUGAUUAAAAGACUUAUUAUAUAGUUUUGGACGAACGAAACCGGGUGCAUACCCUAGAAUCUCUAAAAGAAUUCAUAAAACCUUGAAAAUUUAGUGUUUUAUUUUCAGUUAUAAAACGAGUAACAUGAAAUGAAAAUCAUUUAUGAUAAUUGAAUUGAACAAGUAUAAUAAGUUUAAAGCAGAGCUAAACCAUCAUGAAUGUGGGGGCAUUUGGCGAAAGGGAAGUAGCCCUCAUAGCUGAUGAGCUGAGCAAUGCUGUUGAGUUGACUCUUAAUCCUACAGUGGCACAUGAAGCUAGGAAACAAGCUUAUACUGCAUGUGAGAGUUUCAAAGACAAUUCACCAUGGUGUGCCCAGGCGGGCUUACUACUAGCCAGUGGUGCCCAUUACUCACCAGUGGUGAAGCAUUUUGGAUUGCAGUUGAUGGAACACACAGUCAAGUACAGAUGGACACAUAUAAGUCAGGCUGAGAAAUUAUUUAUUAAGGAAAAUGCCAUGAAACUUUUAAACAUGGGUGGCUGGGAAACGGGACACUUGAAUGAUGCAUUGGCACGAGUGAUUGUUGAGAUGAUAAAACGUGAGUGGCCUCAGCAAUGGUCUACUUUACUUGCUGAGCUAAGUGAUGCAUGUAGCAGAGGACAUCAACACACACAGAUUGUCCUUCAUGUAUUCUUGAGAUUAGUGGAGGAUGUUGCUACUUUGCAGACAUUAGAACAACACCAGCGACGCAAGGAUAUAUACCAGGCUCUCACAAGCAACAUGGCUGAGAUAUUUUCUUUCUUCAUGCGCCUCAUUGAGCUGCACGUUCAGGAGUUCAGAGAGAAGACUGCAGCUGGGGAUUAUGCUGGAGCAGCUAGUAAUGGUAGAGUUGUGCAGGUGGUAUUACUCACACUGACAGGAUUUGUGGAGUGGGUAUCGACCAAUCAUGUGGUGACCAACAAUGGAAGACUGUUAGAGAUCCUUUGCAUCCUGCUCAGUGAUGAAGCAUUUCAACUGCCUGCUGCGGAAUGUUUACUGCAGAUUGUUAAUAGGAAAGGCUCUACAAAGGAGCGCAAACCUUUGAUGAUAUUAUUCAGUGAGAACGCGAUCUCUUACAUACACCGUGCGGCUCUGCAGAGCAUCAGCGCGAUCGAUGAACCUCAUUACUUGUUCCUAAAGAAACUCUCACUGGUUCUUGCGGGACUAGCUCAGCAACUGACUUCGCUGUGGAACUGCGGCGCUACCAACACUGAAACUUGGCUACCGCUACUUCUGGAAACCAUGCUGCUACUCACAUCGCAUCCAUCGUUGACAUUGGCGCACACGGCCAACUCUGUGUGGUUGGCCUUUCUAAAGCACGAGCACAUUUCUAAGUUGCACGAAGUGUUGGCCGUAGUGCCACGUUGGCUCCAAGCUGCAGCGCCCAAGAUUCUUAAAGUAACGUAUCCGUCUUCGCGUGUGAGCGGCGUUAAUGAUGCUGUGUCUUACGCCUGCAUGGACUAUGACAGCGAACAGGAGUUUGCUAUAUUCUUCAGCCGCUGCAAAACUGAGACAUUAGAAAGCUUUAGGUAUUGUAUGAUAGCAGCUCCCCUCGUGACGUGGGCUUAUGUGGAACAAUGGACACAUACAGCACUGGACAAAGUGGACUCUUGCCCGCUACAGUUGGAUGUCACACACCCACUGCACGUUGAGUGGGAGGCUUUAGCUCAGGUCCUGGACGUAGUGUUAUCGCGCUUGCUCCAAGCGGAGCCCCGGCCCAACGUAGCAGAGGGCUUACGGCUGUUGCAGCGGUGUGUGGCCAGUGAGCCCCGGGCUCCGUUGAUACUAUCGCUGUUGUUAUCCUUCAUCUCCGCGCUGUUUGUUUUCCUCAGCUGUGCUUACAGCCAACUUGCAGGUCCAGGCGUAGGCUCAGCGGGCGCGGAACUAUUGCCGCGCGUUUUGGACAAAAUCUUCGCGGCGCUCGUGUACGAAGGCACGCCCCCCGAAGACCGCAGCUCGCGGAACGUGAAGAAUGUACGCAGGCACGGUGCGGGACUACUCGUCAAGUUAGGCUCUAAAUACCCCCUGCUUUUAUUGCCUGUGUUCGGGCGCCUACACGAGCUGUGUCUGAACACGCUCGCACGCCCUGACCUCAGUGCCUUGGAGAGUGUCACACUGCAGGAAGCGUUGCUGCUAGUUUCCAACCACUUCUGUUGCUACGAGAGGCAAAGCGCGCUCGUCGCCCAGGUCCUAGGUGACUGCAGAGAGCGUUGGGCCGCUCUCAGUCCGCACUUACAGUCGGCGGCAGGGUUGGCCCGUCUCCUUGGGCUGGAUGCUCCACCAAAUGAAGAUGACCCCGAAAGGGCACAAGCGAGACGAACUUUACUCCACGCCCUUACCCUCACUUUGGGUGUGGUGAAACGUACGCAGGUGCCUGCUGAUCCCGAUAAAGCUUCACGUGGUGGGUUCAGCGCAGGCGUGACGCCAUCUGGCAACCCAGUAUGGAGGAACCCGUGCGGUGCGCACGUGUUGCCACUGUUCCCCGCUGCGUUAUCACUUGCGCGGGCCUUGCAUGAGCUACACUCGCCUCAAGCCGCCUCGUUGCGCUACCCGGCGCAUGCGCGUGCGUUACAACCGCCGCCCGCGGAGAGAAGGAACCUACUGGGGUUGAGGGACGAAGCGCCGCCCGCACCCAUGGCCACCCCACAGGACCGCAUGCAGAAUCUGUUGCAUACGUUGCAUGAAAACGUGUGCGGUUUAGUUGGAGCCGCGGCGGCCUCGCUCGGUCGUGAGCUGUUCGGCGUGGCAAACCUCGCUCAUGCACUCGCGGUGUCCCUCCUAGCGGCCCCUGAGAAGCUGCCUGACCACUGGCUGCGACGUGUGCUCCGGUCAGCGCUGCGUCCGCUAAUGCUGCACUGCCCGCCCGCACAUUACGCAGACGUUGCGUUGCCGCUAAUGCGGCACCUCGCUCCUAUCAUGCUCGUUCACUUGAACCACCGCUGGGAAUAUGUGACGUCACUGUACGAAUCUGGCAAGUUAGAGGAGGAAGGUGGCAGCGAGUCUCAGGAAGUUCUGGAGGAUAUGCUGGUCAGACACCUUACGAGGGAGCAUCUGGAUUUAUUGAAGGUAUCUCUCGUAGAAGGAGGUGUGAGCACGGAGCCAUCCACCGACAUGGAGGAAGAAACCCCGCCCGCCAACCCGGGCCGAGCGCCGGAACAAGUGUCUGAACUAGGCGCCAUCAUACUUGCUGAUCCCAUUGCUGGGCCAGCUGUGUUACAUACUAUUCUGCGUGCACUAACCUGGAACGACUCCACGUCGUCCCUACGCGCGUGUGCGUUGGCCCUGCCAGCGUUACGAGCGGCGAUCUCUGCCCACGAGGCCGGUGGCGCGACGUUAGGCGCGGGCGAGGCCGCUGGCGCGUUGGCAGCUGUGCUACACGCGCUGCGAUUACACGGUCAGCAUGAGGCUAACCAGGCAGCUUUGUUGGCGCUUGCUGUGCAGGUGUACGAGGCGCUACGGCCGCGGUUCCCUAACGUGGCGUCCGUGUUGCGCGCCAUACCGGACGUUGACGCACACGACCUGCAAAGGUUGGACGAAAAGCUGGCCGCCAAUACAAACAAGCCCGCCAAGAUUGACAAGAGCAAGCGUGACCUUUUCAAAAAGAUCACCUCGAGGUUGAUCGGACGAAACGUAGGCCAGCUGUUCAAAAAAGAAGUGUUCGUACUGAACUUGCCAGCUAUGCAGACGGCGCAGAAGGACAAGCCACGCAGCGCGUUGGACACGGCCGAGGGCGCCGGACUAGAGCACCUUUUCAAUCCCAAUGUGCCCACAUAGCGGCGAUGAGGCCUAUCGUACUAGUUAUUAAAUUAAAUAAUGAAUUAUUUAGAUACCUUCGUCCGUUAUACUAUUCUUCUAUUUAAGAGGUAGGCUUAAAUGGGCAGGAGACAUUUUUUCCGGGAAAAGCAUAAAAUUGUAUCUUUCCCCACAGCUUUAUCAACUCUUCGAGUAUUGGCACAAGAGUGGAAAUAGUAUCCAAGUAAUAAAAGUGUAAUAAUGAACUAGGGGGUAAACUUCUACUAUUCCCUUAUUACCUAGCUUUAGAAAGUGGACACGUUAAUUUUAUCUCAGGGGAUAUAAUGAGACAUAACUUUUGUUUCUUGCCUUGUACCAGCCGUGCCAGGACCCCGCAAAUUUUUGACUUGAUAGUCAAGUUAGGCUGUUUAUGGAUCGUCCAUUAAUAACGAAAUAUCACAAAUCUGUACCAAAUCAGCUCGUUAUUUAAUUUUAAAAAUACAUUCAUUGUUAUUGUAUUAUUAUUGUAUGGUGUUUUUAAGUUUAUUUUAUACA